UUUCCAUUUACAAUAAAGUUAUUCAAUCAAGGUGCUCUUUGUUCCGGCACGAUAUUAAACAGUUGGACUGUACUUACUGCUGCACAUUGCUUUGAUCAUAAUAGAGAUACGAGUGAUAUGUUGGUCGUUGUUGGUAUAUUUAUGACCACCAAGCUGAAUCCUAUGAUGUGUCGCGUAUCAUUAUUCACGAGGACUAUAACGUCCCUAUGCCAUUCGCUUGUGACAUUGCUUUGAUAUUUGUUCAGAAACCAAUCAAAUUCGGUAAAAGAUCGGAAAAAGCGAUAUUAGUAAAUACAAAAAAGUGGAUGAAUGCUUACGAAACGCAUUUUGUUGCUACUGGCUGGGGCAUUGUUAAGUAUGGUGGCCCGUUAUCUCAGCAAGGGCUAAUGCAGACUGAGCUCCGCUACGUGCCUAAGAAGGAGUGUGAAAAGAUGCAUAGAAUGAAGUUCAGUGCAGACAUGUUUUGUUUAUACGGUGACGGGGAUCGAGACACAUGCAAGGGGGAUUCUGGUGGCGGCGUAAUGUGGCAUAGCAUGGUGAUCGGUAUUGUAUCGCAUGGAGAUGGUUGCGCAAAAAAGGGUAAACCAAGUUUAUACGCAAAUGUCUGGUAUUUUCGGAAUUGGAUACAAAGGAAUGUGGAAAACUUUGUAUAUGAUUAUUGCGACACAAAAAGAACACAACAAAUAUGA
Zerene cesonia (dogface butterfly) is the source of this 689-nucleotide messenger RNA. RefSeq names its product trypsin V-B-like. Lineage: Eukaryota; Metazoa; Arthropoda; Insecta; Lepidoptera; Pieridae. Gene Ontology annotation, biological process: proteolysis. The record is from RefSeq and is a predicted model, not a curated record. Bases 207 to 689 code for a protein of 160 amino acids. Gene Ontology annotation, molecular function: serine-type endopeptidase activity. The transcript is spliced from 4 exons.